AAAGUAUGUACACAAUAAGGUUGUCCUUGUUUGUUUGAGUUUAAAAGACAGUUUCAGCUACCUGGGUUGCACUCUGGGAGCCAUCAUGGAGAGAGCUGUGGUGCAAAUCACCCUCUUUGGGCUGCUGCUGGCUUUGACCACCACACUACCAAGCAAGGACAACUGGGACAUCUACAGCUUUCACAUCAACUCCACAGUGACCAGUCGUUAUGCAACCACUGUCAUCACAAGCCGCGUGGCCAAUCGUAUGAACGAGUCCAAGGAAAUAGAAUUCCACGUCCGGAUUCCCAAGAACGCCUUCAUCAGUAAAUUCAGAAUGUUUAUAGAUGGCCAAGUGUACGACGGUGUUGUGAAAGGUAAAGAGAAAGCUCUGCAGCAGUACACCGAGGCUGUGUCCCGAGGCCAAAGCGCUGGGAUUGUCAGUUCUGUAGGGAGGACCCUGGAGGAAUUUAAGACCUCUGUGACUGUAGCUGCACACAAAAAGAUCACCUUUGAACUCACAUAUGAGGAGCUGCUGAAACGCAGGCUUGGCAAGUAUGAGCUGCAAAUCCACGCUCGACCCAUGCAGCCUGUCAAAGACUUCAAGGUUGAUGUGUACAUUAAUGAGAAGGCGGGCAUCAAUUUCAUCGAGGUUAAAGGAGGUCUAAGCACCAAAGCCCUGGCUAAUGCCAUCACCAAAACACAUGCUGACAAACAGGCGUGGGUGUAUUUCUACCCGACAGAGGACCAACAGAGAACCUGUGACAGCUGUGGAGAGCAGGGUAUGAAUGGAGAUCUGGUUAUUGUUUAUGAUGUCAACAGGAACACCUCACUGGGAGACAUCAAGAGAUCAUCUGGGUACUUUGUUCAUCACUUUGCUCCAUAUGGUCUUGCCCGCAUACCAAAAAAUGUUGUCUUCGUUAUUGAUCAAAGUGGCUCAAUGCACGGCAGAAAAAUGCAACAGACCCGAAUAGCAUUAAUCCACAUCUUGAACGACCUGGCUGAGGAUGACCACUUUGGUCUCUUCACUUUUGAUAACAACAUUUAUCACUGGAAACGAGAACUUGUUCAGGCCAACGAGGAAAACCUGGAGAGUGCCAAGAAAUUUGCACGGGAUAUUAAAGAAAGAGGAUCCACAGACAUUAACAGAGCAGUGUUGGAAGGAGCACGUAUGCUGAAUGCACAUCCCAGAGAAGGUUCAGCGUCCAUCCUUAUACUUCUCACCGAUGGAGACCCGACCUCAGGGGUGACAAAUCUCGAACAAAUACAGUCAAAUGUCAGAGGGGCUAUCGCAGGCAAAUUCCCACUCUACUGUCUUGGUUUUGGUUUUGAUGUCUAUUUUGAGUUCCUUGAGAAGAUGUCGCUGCAGAACAAUGGUGUGGCACGACGGAUUUAUGAAGACUCUGACGCUGAUUUACAGCUGAAGGGUUUCUAUGAAGAGGUGGCCACUCCUCUGUUGACAGAUGUGACAAUGAUCUAUAAUGGUGGGACCAAUCUAACCCAGACUAACUUCAGCCAGUAUUAUAAUGGCUCUGAGAUUGUGGUGGCUGGUCAGAUCACUGACAACGACAUUGAAACCUUCACUGCGCAAGUUGUGGCCAUUUCGAGGAAUAGAAAGAUGACGUUUUCUGACACAAACGCCACCGUGGAGUCCACUGAAACGGCGUCUGGCAGCCACAUCCAGAGGGUUUGGGCUUACCUUACAGUCAAACAGCUUCUGGAGAAAGAGCUGCUGUUAUCUGGACCUGAGAAGGAGAACGUGAAGAAAGAGGCCUUGGAGCUGUCGCUGAAGUACAGCUUUGUAACCCCACUCACAUCCAUGGUGGUCACCAAGCCUCCAGGGGAGAACACAGAUGUGCUGCAUAAACCCAAGGAAGGUGAAACACCACAGGCACGGGAUCCUUCUGUAAAGCGUCGCAUACCUUUGCGGAGUCACCAAGGAUUUCGUUCAAUUCCAACAGGAGCAGGAGGUGGCGGAGCACAAGGUGUUAUGCCAGGAAACCGUGGUCGUGCUUAUGUGGGUCAGGAUGCAGUUCUAGCUGGUCUACCAGCAGGUGGUCGUUUUCAUUUUCUUCAAAACGCAGGUACAGCUCCUCUUUCCCACAGGUUUUUGUUAAAAACUGAGAAUCUCUCUCUUCCACUUUGCUUUGACGUCACUGGAGAUGUUCGCCUUAAACUACUUCAUCAUCCCAACAGAGAGCUGUCUGUGAAUGGUGAGCUUGAUUCAGUAGCGUAUGGAGGCUUCAAAAGGAUCGUCAUCCACUUCAAGACUGACCUGUAUGUUGAGGUUGACACCAAUGAAAUCACUGUACGAGAGGGACAGACACUGACACGCCACACUGGACAGGAUCUCAUCACAGCUGGAAGUUUGACAGUGAUUAGGCGGGACAAGGAAGUAGAUGUUGCAGCUGGAGACACACGCAUGGUCUUCUUAAUUCACGAGAAGGAUGGCGUUAAAUUCCUCUGGCCGAUUUUAAGACAGCAGCCAUCAGACAACAACGCUACAGGAAUUUUAGCUCUAAAGCCAGCAGUUUAUGAGGAGGUGCAACAAACUCCCUCAACAAAACUGAAAAUCAAGGACCAGGAGGUUGACGUUACCAGGGCCAGUGCUGUUGACUACAGUAUUGUCUCUAACCCGACACUGGACUGCUGGCUCAUGUCUGCUGAGUCUGCCCUGCAGAGACGCCUGGAGGAUUUCAUUGUUACACAACUUUAACUGGGAACCAUGUUGAAUCACUUGCAAAGAUUUCAUUUGAAAUAACAAAUAAGCCAAACUGAUUCAUCACUUGAUACUAACGUGAACAAAUAAAUAAUAUCCCAGAUCUGUA
Sebastes umbrosus (honeycomb rockfish) is the source of this 2807-nucleotide messenger RNA. Its product is annotated as inter-alpha-trypsin inhibitor heavy chain H3-like. The record is from RefSeq and is a predicted model, not a curated record. NCBI's taxonomy places the organism in Eukaryota, Metazoa, Chordata, Actinopteri, Perciformes, Sebastidae. Bases 86 to 2695 code for a protein of 869 amino acids. The transcript has 24 exons.